This is a messenger RNA of Hyla sarda, 3725 nucleotides long. RefSeq names its product caspase recruitment domain family member 14 (gene CARD14). The record is from RefSeq and is a predicted model, not a curated record. The coding region runs from base 40 to 2949 and encodes 969 amino acids. Lineage: Eukaryota; Metazoa; Chordata; Amphibia; Anura; Hylidae. Gene Ontology annotation, molecular function: protein binding. The transcript is spliced from 21 exons. Gene Ontology annotation, biological process: regulation of apoptotic process.
GACACUGGCGGCGGCAGGCUGUUAUAUUUAAAUGCAACUAUGGCGACACAAUCGCAAGCGGACCCAGAGCUAAUGGACCUGGAGGAAGAAGAGCUGUGGGAAAUGAUUGAAAGGCACAGAUGUAAGAUUGUACAGCGACUGUCACCAGAACGCCUGACUCCUUAUCUACGUCAAGCUAGAGUGAUAGAUGCCAUGGACGAAGAGGAUAUUCUCCACUGUGCAAAGUUUUCUACUAGGGCCAUGCGACUGGGGCAACUGCUGGAUGUACUUCAUACACGAGGAAAGAAUGGAGCCAUUGCUUUCUUGGAGAGCUUAAUGCUGGUGAAUCCCAAACUUUACACCAUCAUCACAGGAAAAGAAGUGAAUAAGGAUCCCAACAGCUUUACCAAACUUAUUGACAUCAGCCAGCUGAGUGUUUUUCUCAUGACCACACUAAAUAGUCUGCAGGAGGAGUUGCUGCAAGAGAAGCAGCUUAAAGGGACAUUGCUCCACCAUUUGCACAAAAUGCGUGAAAAGCAACAACAGUUGAAAGAGGAAGGAGAAUGUAUACGAAGUAUGGAGCAUGAAAACCAGCGACUCCGCAGAGAGAUGGAUGCCCAGAGUCAAAUGCUGAGCAAACUGAAAGAUGAGCAGUAUGAACUGUCCAUGCGCUACUCACAUGCAUUACAGGAGAAGGACAUUGUACAGAGCAGGAAUACUGAACUGCAGGAACAGUUUUAUUCCGUGAAAGAGGAGCUGCACAGAGUGAAAAUGGAGUUGCAGGUAGCUCAGAGUUGGACUAACCGAGUUCAGUGUGAAGAAGAAUUGCAAGUUCUGCAGAAAGAAAACAGGAUUCUAAAGGAGAGGCUGGACGGACAGAAUAAACUGGUGGAACAGCAUGGACAAAACCAGUGCUCAGAUGAGACAUUACCAGAUUCAGAAGUGUUAAUGGCUGAGCUAAGGACUGCCAGAAAGAAAAUCGCUGCUAGUGAGACGUCAGAAAAGAUGUGGAAAGAAGAAAAAGAGACAAUGCUUCGAGAUUGCCGAAAUUUACAGAAUAAUUUUGAUAUCUCGAAGAAGAAAACUGAAGCAUUCCAUGAGCAAGUUUCUGAACUACAGAAGGAGCGCGACCAGGCAUACAGAGCAAGAGACAUGGUUCAAGCUGAGAUUUCACAAUUUCUGAAUGAAAAGGAUUCACUAAGAAAACAAGUUAUGAAUCUUACCGAUUGUAAUUCAGAGCUCAAACAGCAGAUUCGAAGCUUGGAAGCACAGCUACAGAACUUCAUGACAGGAAAACACUUCCAAGAACCCACAGAGCAGAUUAACAUUUGUCAGCAGUCCAAACACCAAAGACUUGUGCGUAUGGAUGCAAUUUGUCCUUCUGAAGAUGGUGACAAGGGGUCCUCUUGCAGCAUAUCUGAGUCCUGGCAGGACCUAGGUUCCAAGACUAGCGAUGACUUUGGUGGACUUAUUUCUUGCAGUUCUCUUCAUGAUGAUUGCCUCUCUGGUCUUUCUAAGAGUUGCUCCAGUGAACUUCCUGAUCUUCUUGAGUCAGAAAGAGCAGAGAGAGACUUCGAAGCAGAGUACAAGAAAAGUUUGGAACUGCUUUCACACUCAGGUUUUGAUCUUGAUUGUUUUGAAAGCCCUGUACGGAGGCGAUACGCUCAGAGAAUGACCAGUCGAGUGACAACAAUCGCUUUUCAGGGAGAUGACCUGCUAAAACAAAUAAGUAUAGUUGGAGGAAACAGAACAGGAAUCUUUAUCCAUCAAGUUACCCCGAAAUCCGCUGCUGAUGAAAUGUCACUAAUGCCAGGAUACCAGAUCAUGGCGGUAGACUUUGAUGUUAUGAAUCCUGCCUAUAAAGUAGACCUAGCAAGAAUGACCUUUGAAGAUGCCCACUGUACCCUCAAUAGGGUGAAUGGUUUCUGUGGCCUUUCUGUCCGAUGCAACAUGGAUGAUUAUCGAAAGCUGUUGAGUAACUUAGAUGGUGGCCUAUUAACCUCUGGGGACUCAUUUUAUGUCCGUGUAAACCUUUCAAUGCCUGCUCGUGUGGAGGGUGGCCUGCAAGUAAAAUGUGGGGAUAUAUUACAUAUCACUCAUACCAUGUACAAGAAUCGUUGUCAGUGGUUUGCUCAAAGAGUUAAUGCUUACACUAUGAAGGAUGGAGAAUCAGGGAUCAUUCCCAACUAUCGCCAGGCUCAGCAGCAAUUGAUAACAUCUAUCCAGCGCAUGACUUGGCAAAAUGGGAUACCACGUAUGCCUAAAAAGCAUGUUCGGGUCAUCAGCACUGAUCGCUGUAGUUCUCACUUACUCUGGACAUCACUAAAUUGUGGCACAUGUAGAUGUGAAGAACCAGCUGCGAGUUCUUCACUGGGAAGAAGCUGCUUAACACUAAUGCCAUACACUGUGGUAACCCACUACAAGACUGGUGUUCCUCGUCCAGUCCUUCUGGUCCCCUCACUCCUUGGAAGAAUUCUUAGCGACAAACUUUGUGCCAAUAAAGACUUCAUGAAGUGUGACACCGAGUGCUUGACAGAUGCCGAAUAUGCCACAAGAUACCAGCGCGGAGACAUUAUUGGUGAAAAGGAGGGAGAAGUCAUCCGCUGCUGUUUCACUAGGCAGAAUGUUGAAGCAGUGGCCCAGCAGAAUGCACACUGCCUUUUAGAACUUGGACUCUCCUGUCUCUCUGCUAUGAUUCGCGUGGGAAUAUAUCCUAUUAUCCUACAUGUCCCACUGAAUGAAAAGAGUACUAAAAAAUUAAAAAAAACGCGGCAGUGGUGGGGCAAAUGUGAAGAUCUGCUGCUGGAGUGCGCCCAGAGGGAGGAGGCUGAGCUUGACUCCCUGCCCUGUCUGUACAGCACUGUGUAUCCUGAUAGCUGGAAUGACACAGACUCUCUUCUUUGUGCUGUAAAAGACGCAAUUUUGGAUGAACAAAAGCGAGUUAUUUGGUUGGAAAAUCAGCCUUGCUAACCUUAAAAUACAGCUAUAAAGUGUGAAAUGAAGUAUUUAUUAGUUAACUGUAUUUUAUUUCAUUGCUGAUAUAGUUUUAGGGUACAUUCACAUGUACAGAAUCUGCUGCAUAUUUUGCGGCAUAUAUUCUGCAGCUGAUUUUGCUACCUAUUGAAGUCAAUGUGUAGCAAAAUCAUCAGCAGAAAAAAAUCUGCAGAUCCUGUGCAUGUAAACACACCCUAAGGGCUUGUUCACACAGGCGAAUCCACAGCGUAUUUUACGACGAUGGACCCCUACAGUGUGACGCAGAUGUGCCUGCGCGGGGUGGCAAUCCGCCGCUACAAGCAGACACACUGCGAUGAGUGAGUUGCUGCGCACAUGCGCAGUAUACUCCAACACAUAGCGGCUGCUCUCGACCUAGCUCAGGGAGCAGGGAGAGCGGCCACGACAUGUGCGAGUACACCGCGCAUGCGCGGCGACUCACACAUUGCAGCAGUGUGUCUGCUCGAAGCGGCGGAUUGUCGCUCCGAGCAGGCACAUCUGGAGGUACGCUUUAGGGGUCCAUCGUCGGGGGAUCAGCAGGGUAAAAUACGCUGUGGAUCCGCCCGUGGGAACGAGCCCUUAAAGGCUAUUAGACUUUUGAAUGUAUUAUUUAAUUAUGGCAAUGUACAUAUUUUGAAGUAAAAUAUUUUUUUAAUAGUAUUAAAAACACUACUGGAUUAUGGACAAAGGAAACGUAAACUUUUAUUUGUUGAUCAGGCAGCUUAAAGGGGUACUCCCGUGGAAAACUUUUUUUU